This is a messenger RNA of Mycena citricolor, 2420 nucleotides long. The record is from the annotation of a GenBank genome assembly. Lineage: Eukaryota; Fungi; Basidiomycota; Agaricomycetes; Agaricales; Mycenaceae.
GACGGCAGGGAGCAGGGAGCAGGAUGAAGUGGUGAUGGAUCGGGGGCGUGAACGAGAGGACCGCGGUGCCGACGAUAAGAAGCUCUUGGAUAAGGAUGAUUUUGACCCGGAUAUUUUCCUCAAAUUGAAGCUUGCCAACUCUACCGAAUACGAGCUGAAGUCUCUCCAGUCAUCGCUCCGAAAUACGAAGGAUGAUACCGCUUCCGAGUUGCAGCGGAAUGUGUUCAAGAAUUAUGCGGAAUUCGUGCUCAUCUCGAAAGAGAUCUCGACUCUGGAGAACGAAGUGCUCGAGUUGAAAGAAUCCCUGUCCGAAUACAAGUCGAUGCCCUCCCUACUCAACAUCCCCGAUCCGACGGCCACAACUUCCGCCGGCCUCUCAUCCUACCGUCGUUCCUCCGUCGCUGACUUGCGUAUCAUGUACUUCAAUCAGAUGCAGACCCUGCACUCACAAAUCGAGGGCUCAGCCAAAUUCGCACCGACCACACCAGGCCGACACGUUGUUGCCGAGUUCGAGAACGUGAUUGGCCUCAAUGCUGCGACAUAUAAGGCGACUGGGAAGGUCAAGUUUGUGGUGCUGGACGAUGCUGUUCUCGUGGCCCGAAGACGCCGGCGGGGUGGUGACGGCGGUACCUUGCGCGAAGGAAAGCUCGUAGCGGAGCGCUGCUGGCCUUUGAACGACAUGCUCGUUCUUGACACCAAGGACUCGCCGAGUAUGACGAACGUCUUGAAGAUUCGACAGGGAAAGGAGACCCAUGUCUAUCGCACCGAGACACCCGGGGAGAAGAAGGCUUUGCUGACCCAGUUUCGCUUGGUCGCAGAAGAACUUGCCGCCAAGAAACGCAAGGAACGCGAGGGCGAGCAUGAGCGACGGAAAAGCAUGUGGAACGGUGGUCCAACGGGCGACUCGGAUCGGCCUCCGUUGCCUGAUUGGAUGGCAGAUCUCGCGCGGAGAGCGGGGGACACCGAACAAGUCAGCGAUGCGAAGGAAAAGGCCGAACGAGAUGGGCGAUGGGCGACCGAAUGGGCAGACAAUCUCACUGUGUCUAUUGCCCUGCGUGAAUGGGAAAAAGCGACAGAGCUGGUCGAGUCAGGCAAAUCCCAGCUCGCGACGAACACUCUGCUCGCCUCGAAACUUCCUCCGCUCACAGCGCAGCUGACGUCUGCUCUGUUGGGGUCGCUAGCCUCCCCGACCAAUCGCAAGAGCUCUGUGGUUUCUCUGAUCUCGCUGUUGCUUCGGCUCAACGCCGGGCCUGCUGCUCGCACAGCGUUCCUCAAAAUGCGCACAGCAGUGAUGCAAAGUCACGUGCGGCGGAUCCGAUUCGAGGGACAUGUUGGUGCAUACGUCGGGGAUCUGGCUGUCGUGUACUUCACCGGUAUCAAACACACUGCGGACUGGUUCUUGGCCAGCUUUAAAGAGAACGAAGUCGCGAGUGCGUUCAUUGACUGGGCCAAAACUCAGAUCGAAGAUUACGGGGAACUGUUUAGGACUCAGGUCUAUUCGUCGGAUGUGGAUCCCAAGGUCGUUGACGAGGCCAUGACCAUCACAUAUGCCCAGAGCAAGAAGCUCUUGCAAGAAUACGGCCUCGACUUCCGCUUCCUCUUCAAUGAUGUGCUGUCGGAAAAUCCCAAAGGCAAUAUCCUCGUCCCCACGAAUUUCACGCUGCAAGGCCAUCAAGUGACCAAAGCCCCGCGUCAUGCCCCACCGGCCCUCACCCUUUCGGCGUCUAGCUCUAGCAGCAGAGAUUUGAAGGUCAACGUCACACCGCCUCUCCCGAGCGCACCGCCCACCGCGAGCAGCCCCAUGUUCAGCCCAUCCCCGCCUCUGUCUUCCAGCGGAUCCCGUGAACCACUCACUGCGACCCGGAGUGCUUUCAGAAUCGCGCCUGUGCCACGUGCUAGCUCACCGGCUUUCUCCGAACCGCCGGUCGCGUCUCCCGCCCCCCGGCGUACUCGCUCGCCGCUGCCGACCGGUGGCGGGCCGCGAUCACAGACGCCGUCGGGAACACGUGAGCGGCCGAUGCGAUCCCGUGCCAGUCCUGCGCCCAGUGCUGGGCCGCCACCGCGUAGCUCGAAUCGGCCUGGGAGUGGGAUGACGCCUCCUCGUGUUCCGUCUGCUGCCGUUCCCCAGCGAGAGGGCAUGUUUUAGGCCUGAGGGUUUUUGUAGGAUACCCUGGAAUGUCCUUUUCAAGAAGUAUAUUGAGGUGGAUGCCGGGAUUUGGGACUGAGAGAUCGUCUCUCCGAUCGUCCGAUCCGUCUCUUCUUUCGUCGAUGACGAUCGGUUCCAUAAAUUUUGCAUCGGGGAGUCGCCAGUUUCGACACAAGAUGGACGUGUGCAAUCGGCGGAAAGCGGCGCUUGUCAUUAUUCUCGUGUGGCUCAUCCUGAUUGUCGGGCGGCCCUCUAAAGCAGCACUUGCUCUUGA